Messenger RNA from Aplysia californica (California sea hare), 3235 nucleotides. Its product is annotated as nucleolin. Gene Ontology annotation, molecular function: phospholipid binding; protein binding. Lineage: Eukaryota; Metazoa; Mollusca; Gastropoda; Aplysiida; Aplysiidae. The record is from RefSeq and is a predicted model, not a curated record. The transcript has 5 exons. The coding region runs from base 83 to 862 and encodes 259 amino acids. Gene Ontology annotation, cellular component: plasma membrane.
UAGGUUGAAAAUCUCCCAAAAUGAACCCGUGUAGGUUGGAAAUCUGCAAAGAUGAACGCGUGUAGGUUGGAAAUCUGCACAGAUGAACGCGUGUUGGUUGGAAAUCCUACCAAGCUUCUCUGCCGUCUUGCUACGGGCUUCCUGUGGGCUAGUUAGUGUACGUCCUGCCCCAGUCUUACUCCAGGCCUUACGCCCCCUCUCCCAGAACAAUGCUGAGGAUGAUGAUGAGGAGCAGUCUGAAAUGCUGAAUGGAAACCACCAGGCCAGCUCACAAGAAGAAGACCGUGGUUCGGGAGGACCGCCCCGCCCUGCUGUCAGACAGUCUGUCGGUGCAGUGGGGAACGGGGAUGUUAGCGAUGAUGAUGAUGAUGAUGAAGUUGAUGAUGAUAAUAAUGAUGACAACUCUGGGCUUGGAGCAGAAGGGAAAGCUGUGGCGGAUGCUACGGAAGCGAACCUGUAUGAAGAACCUCGGGAGGCUGUGCUACCUCCAGUUACCUCUUCAUCCACCACAACCGAAGCAGCAGCUGCCGCCGUCAGUGAUGAUGAUGAUGAUGACGACGACGAUGAUGAUGCUGAUGAUGAUAAGGGUGAUGAGAAGGAGGACCCGGAAAACGUGUACAGUAGUCCCCCGCCCACUGACAAGAUGAAGGUCACCCCACCCCCGGGCAUGCUGUAUAUGGUUCAAGCCACUCACAAGUACUCAGGAGAAGAUGUUGAUGAGCUGAACUUUGACCCUGGAGAGGUGAUCUUUGUUAUCCAGUUUGAGAACCCAGAAGAGCAGGAUGAUGGCUGGCAGAUGGGGAUCAAGUGUUCUGACGGGAUGAAGGGUGUCUUCCCAGAGAACUUCACACAGAAACUCUAGUGGGAUUUUGCUUCUGGGGGUUUCUGGGGGCUCCUGGGGCUUCUGGAGGCUCCAGGUGGUUUCUGGGCUGCCUGGCUAUGGAAUGUUGUGGAUGGUGAUGGUCUGUUGGGUACCAGUGCUGUAGGAUUCUCAGACGGUGUCUCUGCCAUGACAUGCUGUGCCACCGAUUUCAUUGAUGCAGGGUCGGGGCUUGUGUAACAUACACGGUUUAUUAGUCACACCCAGUUUGUGUGUGUCAUCAAAUAACAUUAUAAUUCAUGUUGAUAUAAUGAUAUCAAAGUUAUCAUUGUAAUACAAGUUAAAAUUUGGGUAGCCAAAUUGUGAUUAAAAUUCAUGUUGAUAAUGGGUAUCAAAAUUAUGAUUAUGAUUCAUGUUAAUAUCAAGUAAGCCUACCAAAAUUAUGAGAGUCAUUCUUGUUGAUGCAAGUUGUGGCACAGGUUGGAACAUAGAACAAUUACCUCAAUUACUGUACCAGGGAUUUGUAAGGAAAACUUUUUUUUUUGGGUGGUUUUGGUCACAAUCAGCAGCACAUAGGUAAAGUCCUGGUCACACGUUUUAUUUUUGUAGUAGCUAGAGACAUGGGUCUCCUACAGGGCAAAUAUUUAGAAAUGCUUAGGUUGAAGGCCAGGUUAGUAAAAAAACAAAAUGGAGUGUGCUGAGACAGAAAAGUGAAGGAAUGCAUUCCUUGUACUCAAAAUUCCUUACCUGUGUGGACGUCUUCCUUGACAUCAUUAUUUUUCAUUCGCAAUGCUGUUUGGAGUUUAUGUGCGUGUGAGUGCAUGCACGCGUGUGUGUUACUCUCCAAAUGCAGUCAUUAUGGUUCAGGAGCAGGGUUUGAGAUAAACGCUUGUUAUAGCUUUCUUAAUGGAGAAAAACAGCAAUGAUUUUAGGAUGGUUGUGUGCUCCGUGUUUUCUUCAGACUUGGCCUAUUUCCAGCCCUGCAGAUAAUAGUCUGGUAGUAUCUUUUCUAAAAUGAAAUCCCCCUCUCACAAUCAGCUGUUUUACAUAAUUACUUACCCUCUAUAAAAAUAAUAGAUAGCUGGCUGGGAAUAUUCCUUUUUUUUUUUUGCUAAAGUAAUUUUUUACAGUUUACAGUAGCUUUAAUACAAAUAAUCAUUUGGAAAGGUUGUAGAGCUCUCAAUGUAGUAUUGUUUUUUAAAUUAAAAGUUCUCCAAUCUUUCGGUUGUAUUUACUUGUCCAUCACCGUCCCACAGACUAAUUGUACUAGUUCUUUUUCCUGCCUGCCUGCCUUGACGCUUGUCUGGACUAGCCUAGUAAGUUAAUAGUACUGCCUCAGACCAAAGACACAUUUGUAACGUGUGAUGGGAUUCCAUUUGUACGCGUGUAGCUCGGAACACUUUAAAUGUGUUGACUUUCUUUCUGAUUGAGUGAGACGAACUUGAGUGUGGGGUAGGUGGGUGUUCUCUGGUCUGAUGUAGGAGAGUGAGAUAGACACAAAGGGUAGUUGUAUGUUUCUUUUUGUGUGGGAAAAUGAAUGGGUGAGAUGGACAAAUGUUCUGAAUUUGUUGUGGUUUUUUACUCUGAAAAUAAAUCAGAGUGAUACAAAUCCUUUCGAUAGUAAGCAGGGUUUUUUGUUUAAAAAAUUAUUUUUUUUUAAAAUCUGUGAAGACAAAUCACAAACUGAAUGAAAAAUAUGGUGUGGUUUUGUUUUUUUUCUUCUGUGAAGAUGAAUUGGUAGGCACAUAGUUUUGUUCUGGCGGGUAAAAUCGAAUGGACCGUGUGCAGAUUCAGUAAAUGUCAGGCUUGACUUUGCUUUUUUCAUCACCUCCCAGUUGGGGACAGGAACAAGUGUCGCUUGUUUCGGAUCUGUUUUCGCUUUCGAUUUGGUCUAUGUAGGUAUACUUGUGUGUGUAUACUUGUGUGUGUGUGUGUGUGCGUGUGUGUGCGUACGUGUGUGCCUGCAUUUCUCACACUAAGCUGUGCGUGUGUGUGUGUAAGACUAAAUGUGUGUCUAUAUAUGGCAAAAGAAAUUCCGUCUGUAGCCUUGAUAAUAUUUUCACUGGAGAGACUUUGUUGUACAGUUAGCUUAAGUCUUUUGACUAGACGUGGUAUUCUGAGAGACAUACAUGCAUGCUGGCUUAGUUUAAUAUAUAUUUACAAACAUGAUGUCGUUAUCGAUGAAUGUUCUUUCUUAUGGACAGCUGGUCCUUUCUUGCUAAAGUUACUUUACAAGCAUAAGCAUAUUUGAGACUGUUUGUAUGUAUUUAUCUUAACUGCUGACAUGGAGAAAAAACUACUGCUUGUUUGGCAGUGAAGGGGAAGUCUGCCCGUUUUGUUAUCUUAUAUAGCUUUUGUACAUAAAGCUUUCAUACCAUUGAAGAUACUCAUUUUAAUAUAUCUCUAUAUAAUUUA